This is a messenger RNA of Leopardus geoffroyi (Geoffroy's cat), 7447 nucleotides long. RefSeq names its product protein tyrosine phosphatase receptor type B (gene PTPRB). The coding region runs from base 70 to 6714 and encodes 2214 amino acids. Gene Ontology annotation, biological process: protein dephosphorylation; angiogenesis. The transcript is spliced from 33 exons. The record is from RefSeq and is a predicted model, not a curated record. Gene Ontology annotation, molecular function: protein tyrosine phosphatase activity; cadherin binding. Lineage: Eukaryota; Metazoa; Chordata; Mammalia; Carnivora; Felidae.
UCUUUGCUUCUCUUAUCUGGGAGAUUUUUUUUCCCCCCAAGCAAAGCAUGAACAGUUGUUAAGUGGAAAAUGGAGGCUGAAUUUUACAUGGCGAUUCUGACCUGCUUAAUCUUUGGGAAUUCAGAGGGGUUUCAGAUUGUCCAUGUCCAUAAACAAGAGUGCCUUUCCAAAAAUAAGAGAGUGGUGGUGGGUUUGUGCAAUGGGACCAGCCAGAACCAGCAGUGGAUGUGGACUGAGGAUGGAAAACUCCUUCAUGUUAAAUCUGCUCUGUGCCUGGGCAUCUCCAGCUCUUCUCGUGGCCCUUCCCUACCAGCUGUCUCUACCCACUGCUACCAGGCACCCCGAUGGACUUGCCAUGAGCAGGAAGGGUUCCUUGAGGUGGAAAAUACCUCUCUCUUUCUCAAGAAACAAGGCUCCAAGGUAGUGGUCAAGAAGGACAGGAAAUACCUCCAUAGCUGGAUGAAAAUUGAUGUCAACAAGGAGGGAAAACCAGUGAAUGGAAGCCUCUGCUUAAAAAAAGCUGGCCUGGGAGCAGAAGUUUCGGUAAGAAGCGCUAGAAACACGGCUCCGCCCCAAAUCCCCACCACUUUUAAUACAGUUCCAUAUAGCCCGGAACACCUUAUCAGGAAUACCACAGAGGCCUUCACCAGAAGUACAACAGAACACGACAGCCGCCACAGCAGACAGACACAGCACCCCAGUCUGCAGACGACUGGAAUGACUGAGACAUCUUGGGUCCCCUGGACUACUCGGCCCUUCUCCAGCACCACUGAGGAGGCUGGACUGGGGGAGCCAGUGAGAUGUAACGUCACCCUGACAGAGUCCAAGGUCUCCAGCCGGUCCGUGUCUCUCCAGUGGAGAACUUUGGGGUCACCCUGUAACUUCAGCCUCAUCUAUAGCAGUGACAUGUCAGGGGUCACAUUGUGCCACCCCACGCGGAUAGACAACAUCACCUAUGGAUGUUACCCCAAGGAUUUACAAGCGGGAACCAUCUAUAACUUCAGGAUUGUGUCUCUGGAUAGAGAAGAGAGAACUGUAGUCUUGCAAACAGAUCCUUUACCUCCUGCUAAGUUUGAAGUCAAUAAAGAGAAGACUACUUCAACCAGUCUGCAUGUUUGGUGGACUCCUUCUUCUGGAAAAGUCACCCGCUAUGAGUUGGAGUUAUUUGACAAUAGCCACAAGAUACAGGAGACCCAAAUUGAAGAAAGUACUUCCCGGAACGAACAUACAUUUUUUAACCUCACUGCUGGUAAUAAAUACAAUAUUGCCAUCACAGCUGUUUCUGGAGAGAAACGUUCCCUUACAGUUUAUACCAAUGGAUCAACAGUGCCAUCUCCGGUGAAAGAUAUCAGUAUUUCAGCCAAAACCAAUUCUCUCUUGAUUUCCUGGUCCCAUGGUUCUGGGAAUGUGGAAAGAUACCAGCUGACGCUCAUGGAUAAAGAGACCCUAGUUCAUGGCAGUGUUGUGGACAGACAUGCUACUUCUCAUACUUUCCACGGACUGACACCUGGCCACCUCUAUAACCUGACCAUUGUGACUGAGGCUGCAGGGCUGCAAAACUACAGAUGGGCACUGGCCAGGACGACCCCCAUGGAAGUCUCAAAUCUGAAGGUGACAAAUGAUGGCACUUUGACCUCUCUAAAAGUCAAGUGGCAAAGACCUUCUGGAAAUGUGGAUUCCUACAACAUUACCCUGUUUCACAAAGGGACUAUCAAAGAAUCCAGAACACUAGGACCCUGGGUUACUGAAACUCAAUUCAAAGACUUAACCCCUGGAAGACUUUACCAAGUUACUAUCAGCUGUGUCUCCGGUGAAUUGUCUGCUCAGAAGAUGGUAGUGGGCAGAACAGUUCCAGAGAAAGUUGGGAACCUGGAAGCAAACAGCAAUGGUUCGAUAAGGUCCCUACUAGUGAGCUGGUCGCCCCCUGCUGGAGACUGGGAGCAGUAUCGUAUCCUGCUCUUCAAUGAUUCUGUGGUGCUGCUCAACAUCACCGUGGGAAAGGAGGAAACACACUAUGUCAUAGAUGACUUGGGGCUCAUACCAGGAAGACAGUAUGAGGUAGAAGUCACUGUUGAGAGUGGAAAUCUGAAGAAUUCUAAGCGUUGCUAUGGCAGGACAGCGCCCCUGGCUGUCCUCCAGCUUCGUGUCAAACAUGCCAACGAAACCUCACUGGGUGUCAUGUGGCAGACGCCCAUAGCAGAAUGGGAGAAAUACAUCAUUUCACUAGCUGACAGAGACCUCUUACUCAUCCACAAGUCACUCCCCAAAGAUGCCAAAGAAUUCACUUUUACUGACCUGGUGCCUGGACGAAAAUACAUAGCUACAGUCACCAGUAUUAGUGGAGACUUAAAAAAUUCAUCUUCGACUAAAGGAAGAACAGUGCCUGCCCAAGUGACUGGCUUGUAUGUGGCCAACCAAGGGACAACCAGCAGUCUGUUUACUAACUGGACCCAGGCACUGGGAGACAUAGAGUUCUACCAAGUCUUACUGAUCCAUGAAAACGUGGUCAUCAAAAACGAAAGUGUCUCCAGUGAGACCAGCAGAUACAGCUUCCACUCCCUCAAAUCAGGCAGUCUCUACUCUGUGGUUGUAACAACAGUAAGCGGAGGAAUCUCAUCCCGACAAGUGGUGGUGGAGGGAAGGACAGUCCCAUCCAGUGUGAGUGGAGUGACGGUGAACAAUUCUGGUCGGAACGACUACCUGAGCAUCUCCUGGCUGCCGGCUCCCGGAGAUGUAGAUAACUAUGUGGUGACCCUCUCUCAUGGCAGCAGGGUAAUUCAGUCCCUCAUCAUUGCCAAGUCUGUCAGCGAAUGUUCCUUCAGCUCCCUUACUCCAGGCCGCCUCUACAAUGUGACCAUAACUACAAGGAGUGGCAAGUAUGAAAACCAUUCCUUCAGCCAGGAGCGAACAGUGCCUGACAAGGUCCAGGGAGUCAGCGUUAGCAACUCAGCCAGGAGUGACUAUUUAAAGGUAUCCUGGCUACAUGCUACUGGAGAUUUUGAUCACUAUGAAGUCACCAUUAAAAACAAAAACAACUUCAUUCAAACCAAAAGCAUUCCCAAGGCUGAAAACGAGUGUGUAUUUGUUAAGUUAGUCCCUGGACGGUUGUACAGUGUUACUGUUAGUACAAGAAGUGGACAAUAUGAAGCCAGUGAACAAGGGAAUGGAAGAACAAUCCCAGAGCCCGUUAGGGAUCUAACAUUGCGGAAUAGGAGCACUGAGGACCUUCUGGUGACUUGGUCACGAGCUGAUGGGGAUGUUGACCAAUAUGAGAUCCAACUGCUGUUCAAUGAUAUGAAAGUAUUUCCACCUUUUCACCUUGUAAAUACUGCAACUGAGUAUCGAUUCACCUCCCUGACCCCAGGGCGCCAGUAUAAAAUCCUUGUGUUGACCAUCAGUGGAGAUGUACAGCAGUCAGCCUUCAUUGAGGGCUUCACAGUUCCAAGCACUGUCAAAAAUAUUCACAUUUCUUCCAAUGGGGCGACAGACAGCCUGACAGUCAACUGGACUCCUGGUGGGGGCGAUGUUGAUUCUUACACCGUGUCAGCGUUCAGGCAGAAUCAAAAGGUUGAGUCUCAGACUAUCUCCAAGCACGUCUCUGAGCACACAUUCCAUAGACUGGUGGCCGGGGAACAGUACCAGAUUGUGAUUGCCUCGGUCAGUGGGUCCCUAAGGAACCAGAUAGACGCCAUUGGGCGGACAGUUCCAGCAUCUGUCCAGGGAAUAGUUGCAAACAACGCAUACAGCAGUCAUUCCUUAAUCGUAAGUUGGCAAAAGGCUGUUGGUGUGGCAGAAAGAUACGAGAUCCUGCUUCUAAAUGAAAAUGGGAUCCUUCUGAGUAACACGUCAGAGCCAGCCUCCACCACGCAGCACAAAUUUGAAGACCUAACACCGGGAACAAAGUACAAGAUUCGGAUCUUAACUGUCAGUGGAGGUCUCUUCAGCAAAGAAGCCCAAACUGAAGGCCGAACAGUCCCAGCAGCUGUCACCAAUCUGAGGAUCAUAGAGAACUCCACCAGACACCUGACCUUGAGCUGGACCACCUCGGAAGGGGAACUCAACGGGUACAACAUCUUUCUGUAUAACCCAGAUGGAACGCUUCAGGAGAGAGCUCAAGUCAACCCACGAAUCCAGAGUAUCUCUUUCCAGAACCUGCUGCAAGGCCGAAUGUACAAAAUGGUGAUAGUAACUCACAGUGGGGAGCUGUCUAAUGAGUCUUUCAUAUUCGGUAGAACAGUCCCAGCUUCUGUGAGUAACCUCCGGGGAUCCAAUCGGAACAUGACAGACAGUCUCUGGUUCAGCUGGAGUCCAGCCUCUGGGGACUUCGAUUUUUAUGAGCUAAUUCUGUACAACCCCAAUGGCACGAAGAAGGAAAACUGGAAAGACAAGAACCUGACAGAGUGGCGUUUCCACGGCCUCAUUCCUGGAAGGAAGUACACGCUGUGUGUGGUAACUCACAGCGGGGACCUCAGGAACAAGCUCAUGGGGGAGAGCAGAACAGCCCCAAGUCCUCCCAGUCUUAUCUCAUUUGCUGAUGUUACAAACACAUCCUUGGCCAUCACCUGGAAGGGGCCACCAGACUGGACAGACUACGAUGACUUUGAGCUACAGUGGUUCCCCAGAGAUGCCAUCACGGUCUUCAACCCCUACAGCAAUAGAAAAUCGGAAGGACGCAUUGUAUAUGGUCUUCGUCCAGGGAGAUCCUAUCAGUUUAGUGUCAAGACUAUCAGCGGUGAUUCCUGGAAAACCUAUAGCAAACCAGUAUCUGGAUCCGUGAGGACAAAGCCAGAUAAGAUACAAAACCUGCAUUGCAGGCCUCAGAACUCCACGGCCAUCGCCUGUUCUUGGAUCCCUCCUGAUUCUGACUUUGAUGGGUAUAGCAUUGAAUGUCGGAAAAUGGACACUCAAGAAGUUGAAUUUUCCAGAAAGCUGGAGAAAGAAAAAUCUCUGCUCAACAUCAUGAUGCUGGUGCCCCAUAAGAGGUACCUGGUGUCCAUCAAGGUGCAGUCGGCUGGCAUGACCAGCGAGGUGGUUGAAGACAGCACUAUCACAAUGAUAGACCGGCCCCCUCCUCCACCUCCACAUAUCCGUGUGAAUAAAAAGGAUGUGCUAAUUAGCAAAUCUUCCAUCAACUUCACUUUCAACUGCAGCUGGUUCAGCGACACCAAUGGAGCUGUGAAAUACUUCACAGUGGUAGUGAGAGAGGCUGAUGGCAGUGAUGAGCUGAAGCCAGAACAACAGCACCCUCUGCCCUCCUACCUAGAAUACAGGCACAAUGCCUCCAUCCGAAUGUAUCAGACCGAUUACUUUGCCAGCAAAUGUGCCGAAAGUCCCGACAGCAACUCCAAGAGUUUUAACAUUAAGCUUGGAGCAGAGAUGGAGAGCCUGGGUGGAAAAUGCGAUCCCAAUCAGCAAAAAUUUUGUGACGGACCACUGAAGCCGCGCACUGCCUACAGAAUCAGCAUUCGGGCUUUUACACAGCUGUUUGAUGAGGAACUGAAGGAGUUCACGAAGCCCCUCUACUCAGACACAUUUUUCUCUUUGCCUAUCACCACCGAGUCAGAGCCUUUAUUUGGAGUUAUUGAAGGUGUGAGUGCCGGUCUGUUCUUAAUUGGCAUGCUGGUGGCCGUUGUUGCCUUAUUCAUCUGCAGACAGAAAGCUAGCCUUGGUCGAGAAAGGCCCUCUGCCCGCCUGAGCAUUCGCCGGGAUCGACCAUUAUCUGUCCACUUGAACCUGGGCCAGAAAGGUAACCGGAAAACGUCUUGCCCAAUAAUAAUAAAUCAGUUCGAAGGGCACUUCAUGAAGCUGCAAGCUGAUUCCAACUACCUUCUAUCCAAGGAAUACGAGGACUUGAAAGACGUGGGUCGAAACCAAUCAUGUGACAUUGCACUCUUGCCGGAGAACAGAGGGAAAAAUCGAUACAACAAUAUAUUGCCCUAUGAUGCCUCUCGAGUGAAGCUGUCCAAUGUAGAUGAUGACCCGUGCUCAGACUACAUCAAUGCCAGCUACAUCCCCGGCAACAACUUCAGAAGAGAAUACAUUGCUACUCAGGGACCUCUUCCUGGCACCAAGGAUGACUUCUGGAAAAUGGCGUGGGAACAGAAUGUUCACAACAUCGUCAUGGUGACCCAGUGUGUGGAGAAGGGCAGGGUAAAGUGUGACCAUUACUGGCCAGCAGACCAGGAUUCCCUCUACUAUGGGGACCUCAUCCUGCAGAUGCUCUCAGAGUCUGUGCUGCCUGAGUGGACCAUCCGGGAAUUUAGGAUAUGCAGCGAGGAACAGCUCGAUGCACACAGACUCAUCCGCCACUUUCACUACACAGUGUGGCCAGACCACGGGGUCCCAGAAACCACCCAGUCCCUGAUCCAGUUCGUGAGAACCGUCAGGGAUUACAUCAGCAGAAGCCCCGGUGCCGGGCCCACCGUGGUGCACUGCAGUGCCGGUGUGGGUAGGACUGGAACCUUUAUCGCAUUGGACAGAAUCCUCCAGCAAUUAGACUCCAAAGACUCUGUGGACAUCUAUGGAGCGGUGCACGACCUAAGACUUCACAGGGUUCACAUGGUCCAGACCGAGACACGGGCUAUUCAAGGCAUUGAGAAUGUAUCUGAAGAUCUCUUGGAUAAAAACUAUGCACUGUGUGAUUUUUUAAAAAAUUUGCUUCAUGCCCUACAGAGGUGCCAGCUAUCUCUGUUGUCGCUAUGUAUAAUUUAUUAAUCUGGAGAAUUUUAAAGAAUUUAUGUAAUUUAAAGGUAACAGAUAUUAUUGUACAUAGUUGUAUUUUGUAGUUUCUUCUGUAAAUAUGUAUUUUUUUCAUAAUGUUUAAUAUUAAGCUUUAUAUAAUACUAUGUUUCCACAGUAAAGUGUUCAUGGAUUGUUCUCCAUAAACUAAUUCAACCUGUAUAACAGGACUCCUGGUAAAACAUGUCUGGAGGGGGUUGCAGAGGCAAUCCCAUGGGCCAUGGUUUUGACCUGUUUUGAUAUUUACUGGUCAGGGUAAAGGACAGGGCUGGAGAAAGCGUGUAAGACACCUGGCUUUGCUGCAUUGCUGUUCUAGGAAUGAAGAGAUCCAAAGAUGAUCCAAAUGCUAUUUGGACAAAUGUAACAGUAAAAAAAAAAAAGAACUGGGGGGAAGCACGAAAGCUGAAGCCGGUGGUUAUUGCUAAACUAGUUCAUCUCUCCCCUUCCUUCUGCCAGAGAUUCAAGCCAAAGUGGUCAGUUCAGGGGCCAUGUAACUUGCAGAGAAGUCCACGCUGCAGGAUUGAGGGUUCUGAUAGAGAACAAUCCAAACAGAAGGGAUGAAUUCCUUACAUCAAGGAUGCCUCCUGUACCCCUGACUGGAAACAAAAUCAACAUGCAAGGUGCCAUCUGUAGUGAUUGGAGAUGAUUUCACUGCAUUCGGUGUGUGAACAUACAAACCCAUACUGUAAUGAGUGUGUUGGUUGAUGUA